This is a messenger RNA of Cylas formicarius (sweet potato weevil), 1662 nucleotides long. RefSeq lists its product as uncharacterized. The record is from RefSeq and is a predicted model, not a curated record. NCBI's taxonomy places the organism in Eukaryota, Metazoa, Arthropoda, Insecta, Coleoptera, Brentidae. The transcript is spliced from 3 exons. Bases 78 to 1586 code for a protein of 502 amino acids.
GGGCCACAAGACCAAAGAAGAAGACGGAAGGGGCGAUUUUGUAGGUUAAAUAAAUCAAAAUAAAUACUUUAUCCAGUAUGUUUGGGAUGUUCGGGAACGAUGACGACGACGAUUUUAGUCCAUCUCCCAGUUCAAAGUUGUCGUCUCUCUUCAACUCUAGCGGUACCCCAGACGAUUUAAAUAGUAAUUCUUUAAUAUACAAAGCCCCAAGACAACCUAAAGCUAAACCAGAGACCGAUCACGUUGAUAAUUCGAAAGACAACAGGACGCCGUCGUCAGUUAUCUUGGCAAAAGUUAUUACCUUGUGGACUAUCGAAUCCAAUAAACAGAAACAUUUAGGUAAGCACAUCAUCGCGAUCAUCGGGUGCCCCCUCAAAAACGUAUUCGAGGCAAUCAUUUACAAGGAGAAAAAUAACAUUCUGCUGCGGAGGCUUCUGAACGAGACCUGCCAAUGGCACAAAUACCCGAACAAUUUCGUCUCGUUUUACCACAACGACAACCAAUUUUGGACGUUGAGUUUCGAUCACACCCACGACAGGGACGGGUUUUUAGGUGAGGUGUCUAAACACAAUUGUCCUGUAGUGGACAAGAGUACCACAGUGCCUAGCGAACCAUCGCAACCACAGCUGGUGGGAAAUAAUGGCAAUUCCGAUAGCGAAUUAUCAAAAACCAAAGCUGAUAUCUUAUCGAGGAUUACCAAAAUGGGGCAACAGAUAUUGCCGGAGAGCGCGUUGCAGCAAACGACUGGCACCGAGUAUUCCGACUCGGAAACCGAAGAUUUGCCCAUAAAAAAACCCGUAACCACCCCCAGGAAGUCGAAAAGGAGCAGCCACCAAGAGAAAUUAGAUGUUGCUCAGAUAGUAACGCCUGGCAGCCAAAUCGCGUUCAGUCACCCGCAGGGCGGAGCUUAUCCCCACCCGUACGCCGACUUUGGUUACGUCGGGUACUUGGCUGCGCAAAACGCCGAUUUAAAGACGAAUUUAGCCGAAAUAAAUUACAAAUUAAAUCGCGUUUUGAACAACGGAAAGGAUUGCGGCGACGAGGACGUGGCGAAAUUAAAAUCGGAAAUCAAAAUUCUAAAAUUAAAGAUCGAAAAUGUUAAUUCGGAAUUGGAAGGGUGCGAGAAGAAGUGCAACACACUAAGGGAGGAGUACGACCGUAAAUGCGAGGAAGUGCGGGACCUCGGGGACCGACUUAAAUGGGAUAAGGACGAGAAAAAAUCAGAGGCGGAACAUCUGGAACGAGAGCUUGAGAUUGCGAAAAGGGAGAUUGAAAAUAGGGACGAGGUUGUUCGGGAGCAAAAUUUAAAAUUGGAGGAGUUAGAAGGUAUAAGUCGAGAGCAUCGGCGGUGCAGGGACGAGAUCCAGUCCCUAAAUGAUCAGAUUUUGGAGCUUCGAAGCGAUACGAAGGAGAAAAGCGAUAACCAAGAAGUGGGGAAGGUGAUCAGGAAAAGUAUGAAUGAAGCGUUUGCAGGAAUAAUGGAAAAUUUUCGGGAAGAUAUUUCGUAUAGUUCUGAAGCGAUACGGCUGGUCGUAUUGCAACAGCUGAAGAAAACCACUUUCGAUAUUGUAGCAGGGCUCAAGUAGGGCAGGUACAAAGAAAAACGUUUCUUUCAAAACGGGUUUUAAUUAUCCCUAAAACGCUCCUAAGGCUUCCACAGCC